GGGUCCUGGGGGUGCGGCGGGGGGGAUCCCCCGCACUGAGGGUCCCCGGAGUGUGCUGAGGGGGGAUCUUCUCCCGGGGGCUCCUGCGGAACCCCCCGCUGGGCCCGUGAGGGGCCGCGGAACGUCCCAGCGGGGUCGGUGUCCCCUUGGGUCAUCCCUGUGGGACCCGCGCGGCCGUUUUUGGGGCCCCAGCACCCCCGGAGCUGCCCCCUCCCCCCCCCUCCAUUGCCGGGACUCAGGGACCCCUGAGAUUCCGGGGCUCCCGGGGUGCUUGGAGGGUCCCCCGGCCCGUAGGGGUCUCCAGGGACGGGUCACCCCCCAGAGCAGCUGGAGGCGGCAGGCGGAGCUCAGUUCCCCCCCUUCCCUCCCCUCGGGUUGGGGGUGACGCCCCCCCAGGACCCCCGGCUGUUCCCCGGGCUCGCGGUGCCCGCGGCCCCGGGGGCUGGUGCCUCGUGUGGUGACCCCGGGCGUGAUCCAACAGUUCAGCCUCACUGCUUGUCACUUUUUCCCCACUUCCAGCAUUUCUUAGCCCAAAGUUUCCCCCCUCUCGGACACCACCUUGUUUUCUGAGGACAUUUUUCGUCCCAGAGCCUUGUGGCUGCUGCUCGGAUCCAGCUUUUCCUCCCAUUUCAUUUUGAUCUGGCUUUUCCACCCGUUUCAUUUAUUCCAUGUGGUGAAAAUCCCGGAGGGCUCCAGGGGUGGGGACCAGCCCCCCAUUUCCCUGCUUUCAAACAAUGGGGAGAAGCAUCCUGGAUCCAGGAGCUUCUGGAUGGAGCAGGGUGGGGUGGAGAGCUCCUUGCUCCCAGGUUUCCCAGGUUGUCGUUUUCCUUCCAUAGAAAACUGCCAACGUGGCCAGUUUAAAUCAGUCCCCAGGGAAGGGACCCGCUAUGGGCAACUGGGACACGGAUCGCAGGGCAUCCUACGAAGAUGCCCCUGGGGGUCUUGGAGAGGGGGUCAACACCAUUUCCAGCAGCUCCAACCCCCUGCAGCCGCCUGACACCCCGUCAGAGGAGCCUUUUACCACCUACUUCGACAGCAAGAUCCCCAUUCCCGAGGAUGAAAAGCAUUCCUGCUUCAGUUUCCGCAAGCUCUGGGCCUUCACGGGGCCGGGCUUCCUGAUGAGCAUUGCCUACCUGGAUCCCGGGAACAUUGAGUCGGAUCUGCAGUCUGGGGCCAUUGCAGGCUUCAAGCUCCUCUGGGUCCUGAUGUUGGCCACGAUCAUCGGGCUCCUCCUGCAGCGCCUGGCAGCCCGGCUGGGGGUGGUGACCGGGCUGCACCUGGCUGAGGUCUGCAACAGGCAGUACCAGAAGGUCCCUCGUAUCAUCCUGUGGCUGAUGGUGGAACUGGCCAUCAUCGGGUCAGACAUGCAGGAAGUCAUCGGCUCGGCCAUCGCCAUCAACCUCCUGUCUGUGGGGAAGAUCCCGCUGUGGGGAGGUGUCCUCAUCACCAUCGCUGACACCUUCGUGUUCCUCUUCCUGGAUAAAUAUGGCCUGCGGAAGCUCGAGGCCUUCUUUGGUUUCCUCAUCACCAUCAUGGCCCUGACCUUCGGUUACGAGUACGUGACGGUGCGGCCGAACCAGGGGCAGCUGCUCCGGGGGCUCUUCGUGCCCGGCUGCCCGGGCUGCGGGACCCCUCAGCUGGAGCAGGCCGUGGGCAUCGUGGGCGCCGUCAUCAUGCCCCACAACAUGUACCUGCACUCAGCCCUGGUCAAGUCCCGGCAGGUGAACCGGGCCAACAAGAGGGAGGUCCAAGAAGCCAACAAGUAUUUCUUCAUCGAGUCCUGCAUCGCACUCUUUGUCUCCUUCAUCAUCAACAUCUUUGUGGUCACGGUUUUUGCUGAGGCUUUUUUUGAGAAGACCAACGGGGACGUGCACAGAGUCUGUGGGAACACCAGCAGCCCCCACGUCUCGCUCUUCCCCAACAACAACCAGACACUGGAGGUAGACAUCUACAAGGGGGGGGUUGUCCUGGGCUGUUACUUUGGCCCCGCUGCACUCUACAUCUGGGCCAUUGGAAUCCUGGCGGCUGGGCAGAGCUCCACCAUGACAGGGACCUACUCUGGGCAGUUUGUCAUGGAGGGUUUCCUCAACCUGCGCUGGUCCCGCUUCGCCCGGGUUCUGCUGACCCGCUCCAUCGCCAUCACCCCCACACUCUUCGUUGCCAUCUUCCAGGAUGUGGAGCACCUGACAGGCAUGAAUGACUUCCUCAAUGUCCUCAUGAGUCUCCAGCUCCCCUUUGCUUUGAUCCCUGUCCUGACCUUCACCAGCCUCCCCAGUGUCAUGAACGACUUUGCCAAUGGGUGGUUCUGGAAGAUCGGGGGGGGUGUCUUGAUCCUCCUCAUCUGCAGCAUCAACAUGUAUUUUGUGGUGGCCUAUGUCAUGUCCCUCAAUCACCUGGCUCUGUACGUCGGGGCCGCCGUUCUCAGCAUCAUCUACUUGUCCUUCGUGGCCUACCUGGGCUGGCUCUGCCUCAUUGCUUUGGGUCUCUCCUUCCUGGCCUGUGGACAGUCGCGUUCCCUGGGAUUCGCCGCCCACCCGGAGCUUUUCCUCCUCGACAACGUUGAUGCCGACACGACCAUCCCCAGAUGAUCCCAGUGGGUCGGACUCAGCAUUCCUGGAGGAAAGGAAUUCCCAGAAUCCCAUGGGAAACGCAGCUGGGCCCCGCUCAGGGAACUGGGAUUUCUCCUGAGGAGGGUGGAGGGAUCGGAGGGACCUGUUGGGAGAGCGGUUGGUGCUGUGGGAGGAAGAUCUGGUGCUAGGGGAGAAGAUCUGGGCUCCAGGAGGUUCCUUUAGGUACCUCCAAAGAUAUUUUUCCCCCCUCCUCAUAGUUGCUCCAAUCAGGGAAGGAAUUUGUCAAUAUUUGCCUGAUUUUUAUUCCAGUUCCUGCUGGUUGGUGGAGAUGGUUUGAUGUGAAGCCACUGUGGAUUUUUAUUAAUCCUAAUUUGAGGAAAAGUCCAUGCUUGGAAAACUUGAGCACAGAGCAGAGAUCCAGGGAUUUUCCAGAGGAAGGAGAAGGGCAUGAACAGCCAAGUGAAGCCCCAGAGAGGCUGGGGUCAUUCCUGGCCUCUGGAUCAUCCAUAAUCAGCCAUUUUUUUCCCAUGAUUUCUGACAGAUCCAACCUCCCCCAUGGGACAAUUCCCCCACACCCCAAGAUUCAUUUUCUCCUCUUUCCCAUGGCAUUUUUCCCAUUUUUCCCAGCCUGGAGCCUCCCCCUACCUGGGCGCAGGCAGCUGCUCUUUUCCAUUUCAAUUCAAUUAAUUGCAAUUAAAAUUAAUUGCAAUUUAAAAGCUGAAUUUCCCACCCCAAGUCAGGACUGAAUCAUUUUCCUGGAAUUUCCAAAAUUUUCAUGUGCUUCCUGGACCCUCCCAGAGCCCAAACCUGGAGGAAGUUCAAGGUCAACAGACUCCAACUCUGAUCCACAUUUCCCAAAUCAAAUCUGGCCUUUUCUUUAAUUAAAUAAUCCCAAAUUAAUUCAACCUUUUUCCCAAUUAAAGCCUUUUUGGAUUUCUUGGCACCUUCUCCAAUACCAGGAGGAUGGGACAGAGAGAUGGAAUUUCCCCAGAAAAGCUUCAUUUGAUUUUAAUUGAUUUCUAAGAUUAUUAUUAUUUCUAAAAAGUUCUAAGAAGAAUAAAAAUCAAUUUUCCUGCUCCCUUUUCCUAGGGAAUUCCUGA
Messenger RNA from Apus apus (common swift), 3670 nucleotides. RefSeq names its product solute carrier family 11 member 2 (gene SLC11A2). Bases 888 to 2588 code for a protein of 566 amino acids. Gene Ontology annotation, molecular function: cadmium ion transmembrane transporter activity; iron ion transmembrane transporter activity; manganese ion transmembrane transporter activity. The record is from RefSeq and is a predicted model, not a curated record. Lineage: Eukaryota; Metazoa; Chordata; Aves; Apodiformes; Apodidae. The transcript has 17 exons. Gene Ontology annotation, biological process: metal ion transport. Gene Ontology annotation, cellular component: plasma membrane.